GUCGUGUCUCGAGGCAGAUAUAAUAAGUAAAGAAAAUAAAAAGAAAACAGGGGAUGUCAAUCCGUAUUCAGCUUGUUGUCUAGCAGUUUGUUUGUUUCUCUGGGGAUGAGAUCGUGCGAGGACGGACGAAUUUUUAACAUCUGCAUGUCUUUGGUUCUUUCUUUUCCUUUUCUUCUCUUUUCUUUUUGAUUUUCAGAUAUGAGGGUCUUGGUUCGUAAAGGUCAGGAGGGAAUUCUUGGGGUUCUUGAUUUGUGCCUUUAAGUAGCUGUAAUGAUGGCUCAGAGAUCAAAUUUGAGGUUGGUCCAUUGCCCAAAAUGUGCAAAUCUGUUGCAAGAGCCCCAUGGCUGCUCUGUGUUCAAGUGUGGUGCUUGUGGUGCUGUUCUCAAAGCUAAGAAGAGAGAGCCUACUAGUGAUGCCGAGAAUUCGGUGAAGGCAAGCGAGAGCUUCGGUGAUGCCCGUGAGCACGAUAGGGAUAGGAAUGUGAAAUAUGAGAGGCUUUUGAGUUCUGGAGCCAGAGCUGAUGAUUCGAUAAGCAAUUCUGCAAUGGAAAAGAGAGAGGAAUCUGCACGCACUCGUCGAGAUAAUGUGAGGGAUGACAGCACCGGUUUAUGGCUUGAGAGGAGAAGAGCCAAAGAGGAAACUGGUUAUGCCUUCGAUUAUAAGCAAUACACAGAAGACCGGGUAAACAAACUUGUGGAAACAGGUUUUGGAGAAAACUCUCCUCGGUUUAAGCAGGUUUUGGACUUGGCGAACUCGCGGGCAGAGAGAGGAAGGCGGAGUUUCGCCGGAGACCAUCUAGAAGGGUUCUUAAGGGACUCGAGGAUCGUCACCGAGCACGAGAGGACUCGCCGGUAUUCGUUUCCCAAAGAGGGGCCUUCCGACUACUACAGGUCUCCCUCUCUUGGGUAUGGCGAGUUUUUAGGCAGUGGUCAUGAUGUAACUGACCGUGACAGAGUCAGAGAGUUAGAGCGUGAGCGGGUCAAGCUCCUCAGGAAGUUGGAUGAGUUGGGGAAUCAAAUCAAUCAAUCCAGUGACAUGGAGAAUGAACCUGAGGCUGGAGAAGCAGUUCCUCGUCAUAAAAGAAUAGCUUCUGUUGAUCCUUACUAUGCUCGUGCUGGCAAUGACAUUCUGGAUGAACCGCUCGUCCGCAAGGGUUCCAUUAGAAAGCCUCCUGAUGCGAGACCAGGCCGUGAUUCCGUUCGUUCUAUGGAGAGCUACGAGAUGGAAAUGUCGAACCCAUAUUUUUCUCCUCGGGAUGGCCAAUUAAAUCUUCUCCAGAACCCACAAUGCUCGUUUUGGCCCGAAACCAUGAGGCCUUUCCGUCAAUAUGCACACGAGCCACCUCAUGGACACCACGCGGAAGGGUUCCUGGGUUUUGACAGAGAUCCUCUGGUCAUGUAUCCGAACCAAUCCCCUCAUCACCACCCUUCGUGCGCUUGUUCGAGUUGCCAUUACAAGUACAAGCGAGUUCCUCCUCCACAAUUCUUACCUAAUGCCUCUAGCUCAUCGAAGACUUUCAAAGGUCCACUUGACUCCAAUCUCUACCGUCGAGUCAAUUCUGUCAAAAUCAGGCCACAACAUACUAGACAGUUGGGUGAUAGUACCUCUUCAUCCAAUUCUAAAUAUCUGCAUCCGCUUCAAAUGUGGCUAGAAGAUGCUGAUUUAGACAUUGAAAGUUUUGUUCAGUCUCAACCAAAGAGGUCGAUGGUCUCUCACCGGAAAAAGAAGCAUUGCCAUCCCAUUGCGGGCGCUGUACCUUUUAUAACGUGCUUAAACUGCUUGGAGUUGCUGAAGUUGCCUAAGGAACUGGUCAUCAAGGAGAAAAGUGACAAGCAAAAACUUAGAUGCGGUGGGUGUUCGGUUAUAAUCUUGUUUGAGAUCGAAAAUAAGAAGCUUGUCACUUCUAUGAAGGAGGGAUCUUCUGGUGGGGCUGCAAAAAACGGUGGCGUCCACAUUCAAAUUUCUUCCUCUUGCUCCAACUCUGGUGGCCUAAACUCUAACGCUCAUCUGAGUGCCACGAGAACUUCCUCUGAUUCUUAUGAUGGAUCUUCUAAGUGGAAAAUAACGGGAGACAAUUCACUUUUGGAACUGCAGCCACAGAAUGCUAGCGACUCUGGGAAGAUGCAGGGCCUACAUUCUUCGGCUUCUUCUUCGCCAUCUGUUCGUUCAGAGGUAGAAGGGAGUCUGGACAGUGUGAUUGCUCAGCGCAAUGCGCGAUCAGAAUAUAACACAUCUCCAAAACCACAAAAUUCACAUGUUCCAGAACAUUUUGACAAUCCAUCGACUAACAGAAAUGAGAAUAGCAGGAUGAACCAAGAGGGGGUUUCUCUAGAGAAGAAUGACACUUGCCAAAGUACUAGAGAGGAUGCUUCCGCAACGACAGAAGUUGAAGUUCCUCUGAAUGAGUAUCCGCAUACAGGACUAUCCCUCUUGAAAGUGCAGCCACAGAAUGCUAGCGACUCCUGGAAGAUGCAGGGCCUACAUUCUCCAGCUUCUUCUUCGCCAUCUCUUCGUUCAGAGGAAGAAGAGAGUCCGGACAGUGUGAUUGUCCAGUGCAAUACGCGAUCAGAAUAUAACACAUCUCCAAAACCACAAAAUUCACAUGUUCCAGAACAUUUUGACUAUCCAUCGACUGAUGGAAAUGAGAAUAGCAGGAUGAACCAGGAGGGGGAUCCUCUAGAGAAGAAUGACACUCGCCAAAGUACUAGAGAGGAUGCUUCCGCAAUGACAGAAGCUGAAGUUCCUCUGAAUGAGUAUCCGUAUACAGGACUAUCCUUCUUGGAAGUGCAGCCACAGAAUGCUAGCGACUCUGGAAAGAUGCAGGGCCUCCAUUCUCCAGUUUCUUCUUCACCAUCAUUUCGUUCAGAGGAAGAAGAGAAUGCAGACAGUGUGAUUGCUCAUAGCAAUGUCUCAACUCAAUCUGAAAAUAACACUUCUCCAAAACUGCAAAAUUCACAUGUUCCAAACCAUUUUGAUAAUUCAUCGUCUUACGAAAAUGAGAAAAGCAAGAUCAACCAAGAGGGCGUUUCUCUAGAGAAGAACGAUGCUUGCCAAAGUACUAGCGAUGAUGCUUCUGCAACGGCAGAAGUUGAAGUUCCUCUUAAUGAGUAUCCCCAUGCAGGAUUAUCCCAAGACUCUAAAGAUACCAGCAAAGAAGCCAAAGAGAAGGGGAAGAAGAGAAGUAAAUCUUAUCUUGGAGGCCUUAUAAAGAGCUAUGGAGAGUUCCGAAACCUGGAAAAUGAAAAGCCUAAAGUAACAGUGAACGGGCAUCUGAUACCGGACGACAUCGUUAAAAGGGCCGAAAAGCUUGCCGGUCCUGUUCUCCCUGGAGAUUACUGGUACGAUUUCCAAGCUGGGUUUUGGGGCGUCAUGAACCAUCCUUGCCUCGGCAUAAUUCCACCAUUUAUUGAAGAGUUCAAACAUCCGAUGCCGUCAAAUUGUGCGGCUGGGAACACGGGCAUCUUCAUGAACGGGAGAGAGCUAAAUCAGAGAGAUCUCGAUUUACUUACUAGCAGAGGACUACCGAGAACAAGAAACAGGUUUUAUGCUAUUGACAUCUCUGGGAUAGUCCAGGAUGAGAAAACUGGCGAAGUGCUAUACAACCUCGGAAAACUUGCCCCAACGGUUGAGAGAGUGCAGCAUGGAUUCGGCAUGCGAGUUCCAGAAGAAGCGUGAACGGUUUAAAAAAUUGUCCGUCGUCCCGUGUGUUUUUGUGCAGCUGCCAUGGUCGAGGUUAUUCUGUUGAACUUGUUUUGCCUCUUGCUUAGUGAAGUUUGUGGGGUUAGAGUCGCGAACCCAAUAGCUUGCGUCCCAAGUUGCGACCCCAACCCCCGGUUACCGGGGCCAUGUGCCGCGAGAGUUGAGCUUCUUGAGACGAUGACGACGACUUUUGACCACAGUACUUCACUUUCAUUUUGUGGUCGUAACGUCCGAAGCCGCCUUCAUUUCCUACGGUUGAUGCAAAGCAACAUAUGUUGAUUGUAAAAUCUACUUCCACGAUAUAUAUCCUUGUUCUUUUUUCCUGGUCAUCAAGAUUGAUUUCCCUGUGUUAUGACACAAAAAUUUGUGUUUUUCCUCUCCCAAAUUCGACGCGAUUCGAAGCA
Syzygium oleosum is the source of this 4103-nucleotide messenger RNA. RefSeq lists its product as uncharacterized. Gene Ontology annotation, biological process: regulation of defense response to fungus. Lineage: Eukaryota; Viridiplantae; Streptophyta; Magnoliopsida; Myrtales; Myrtaceae. The transcript has 5 exons. Bases 271 to 3675 code for a protein of 1134 amino acids. The record is from RefSeq and is a predicted model, not a curated record.